Messenger RNA from Ilex paraguariensis (yerba mate), 3984 nucleotides. Lineage: Eukaryota; Viridiplantae; Streptophyta; Magnoliopsida; Aquifoliales; Aquifoliaceae. The record is from the annotation of a GenBank genome assembly.
AUGUCUAGCGAAAAUGAAGCACAGUUCAGUGUGAUGGUGAGUCUCUUUACUUGGAUUCAAAGAAGCAAAUCAUCUGCUAAAAAACGAUCAAAAUUCCGAAAAUUCCUCGAUACUUUCUGCAAACCGUCCGACUACUUCAGCGCCAUAAGGUUAAUUCUUCCGGGUCUCGACCGAGAGCGAGGGACGUACGGUCUGAAGGAGCACGUGCUUGCCACGUGCAUCAUAGAUGCUCUCGGCAUGUCCAGGGAGUCCGAUGAUGCUGUGCGCCUAAUCAAUUGGCGGAAGGGUGGAGCAAAGACUGGUGUCAAUGCUGGGAAUUUUUCGCUUGUGGCGGGCGAGGUCCUACAUCGCAGACAGGGCAUGACUUCUGGUGGACUAACAAUCAAGGAAGUAAAUGACUUGCUUGAUCGCUUGGCUUCAAGUGAAAAUAGAGCGGAGAAGACUUCUGUUCUUUCUGAUCUGAUCAAGAAAACAAACGCACAGGAGAUGAAGUGGAUAAUUAUGGUAAUUCUUAAAGAUCUUAAGUUGGGAAUCAGUGAAAAAAGCAUCUUUCAUGAAUUUCAUCCGGAUGCUGAGGACUUGUUCAAUGUCACAUGCGACUUAAAACUAGUUUGCGAGAAGUUGAGGGAUCGCAGUCAACGACAUAAACGCCAGGACAUAGAAGUCGGAAAACCUGUACGACCUCAACUAGCUCUGAGGGUUGGCAAUGCAGCCACAGCUUGGAAAAAGCUUCAUGGGAAGGAAGUUGUUGUUGAGUGCAAAUUUGAUGGUGACCGCAUCCAAAUCCAUAAAAACGGAAUAGAGAUACAGUACUUCUCAAGGAACUUUCAUGAUCACCCUGAAUAUGAACAUGGAAUGUCGGACAUUAUUAUGCAGAAUGUUCUAGUUGACCGGUGUAUACUUGAUGGUGAAAUGUUGGUUUGGGACACAUCCAUGAAUUGUUUUGCAGAGUUUGGUUCAAAUCAGGAAAUAGCCAAGGCAGCAAAGGAGGGACUUGAGGGUGAACGGCAGUUGUGCUAUGUUGCCUUUGACAUUCUUUAUGCAGGAGAUACAAGUGUUAUUCACCAGAGCUUGAAAGAAAGGCAUGAGCUUCUUCACAAGGUUGUGAGGCCCAUAAAGGGCCGCUUGGAAAUUUUAGUUCCUAGCGGUGGUCUUAAUGCUCAUCGACCUUCUGGGGAACCAUGUUGGUCACUUAUUGCUCGCAGUGUUGAUGACGUUGAGAGAUUUUUCAAAGAGACAAUAGAGAACAGAGAUGAGGGGAUUGUAUUGAAAGACUUUGGCUCUAAAUGGGAACCGAGUGAUAGGAGUGGAAAGUGGCUAAAGUUGAAGCCUGAGUACAUACGUGCUGGAUCUGAUUUAGAUGCUCUCAUCAUAGGAGGCUACUACGGCUCUGGACGUCGGGGAGGAGAGGUGGCUCAAUUUCUAUUGGGCCUCGCUGAGUGUUCAGCCUCAAAUACAUAUCCCAGGCGGUUCAUUUCUUUUUGCAGAGUGGGAACUGGACUUUCUGAUGAGGAGCUUGAUUCUGUUGUAAGGUUCAUUCCUACACUAUGUUGUGUGACUAUGGUUAAAGAGUGUUGUCCUGUAGGCUUUGUUGAUGUUGGAUUUUUGGCUACAUUUGAUGAUGGGAAGCCAGUGGGGAUUGUUUGGUUGGAUUUUCUAUAUUGGUCUGCAGAUGGUAGUCAAGUGGCUUGGAGCUGGGAACUACCGAGGUGGAUGUUGGGAGAGGGGUGUCGGGCCUUAAGGUGGGGAGUGGGUGAGAAGAGGGGGAAGAAAGUUGGAGCAGAAAUGUUUGGUUAUAGUAUUCACUUUGUUCAAAUGGGGUAUAAAGGGUAUUUGGAUGCAGGACUGUUUGGAGGAAUGUAUAAGUUUAAGGGUAGAAUAUGGAAAAAGGCAUUCAUUUAUGUUGGUGACGAUGGAAUCUGCCAGAGGUGCCCUCCUAUUAGGCUGGCUAGGAGCAGACGUGUAGAGCUUUUGGGGAUGAAAAAUGAACACCCAAAGAAAGCCCCACCAAGCUUUUAUCAAGUUACAAAUAACUCAAAGGAGAGGCCAGAUGUUUGGGUCGAUAGCCCCGAAAAAUCAAUUAUACUUUCUAUUACCAGUGAUAUUCGAACGAUAAGUUCCGAGGUCUUUGCUGCACCAUACAGCUUAAGAUUUCCACGUAUUGACAGAGUGAGAUAUGACAAACCUUGGCAUGAAUGCCUCGAUGUGCAAUCUUUUGUAGAAUUGGUACACUCAAGCAACGGUACCACACAGAGAGGGGCAGACUAUGGAGUUGUGCAGCAUGAUAAACUAAAACACAUGAAAGCCUCAAAAAGGGGGGAGAAGAAGAAAGUCUGUGUGGUUCCUUCUCAUUUCAUGCAGACCGAUGUUUCUCAUGUCAAAGGCGAAACAUUGAUAUUUUCAAACAUGAUGUUCUACUUUGUUAAUCUUCCUCCAGGUCAUUCGCUAGAUUCCUUACACAAAAUGGUGGUUGAGAAUGGGGGAACUUUCUCGAUGAAUCUAAAUAACUCUGUUUCUCAUUGUGUCACAGCUGAAAGCAAAGGGAUCAAGUUUGAGGCAGCCAAGUGUCGCGGAGAUAUCAUCCAUUACUCUUGGCUCUUUGAUUGUUGUUCACAAAAGAAGCUCCUACCUUUACAGCCGAAGUAUUUUGUGUUCCUUUCUGACUCUUCAAAGAAAAAGUUACAAGAAGAAAUUGAUGAAUUUUCGGACUCUUACUACUGUGAUCUUGACACCACAGACAUCAAACAGCUUUUAAGCAGCAUACGUAGAAUUGAAGACUCCAAGACUAUUGACUACUAUAAGCAGAAAUUCUGUCCAAAGGAUAAGUGGUCUCACUUUUAUGGUUGCUGCAUUUACUUCCACCUCUCAAAACCAUCUUGUUCUGAAUGGAAAGUUUUAUUGGAACUUGAGCUGACGAGGAUGAAACUUGAAAUCUCCAUGGGUGGUGGCAAAGUCAGUGACAAUCUUUCACGUGCUACGCAUUUAUUGGUCAUGUCUUUUCCUGGAUUUGAUGUGGAUUUCGAUGCAAUAUCGAAUAGUUUUUCUGCAGCAGAGAAGCAUCUUUUACUUAGCAGAAGGUUGCAUAUUGUUCGGUCUCAGUGGUUGGAAGAUAGCUUAGAGAAGGGCCAGAAGUUGCUGGAGGAGACAUAUAGUUUGAAGCCCAGUGGUUUAGGAGACUCUAUUGGAGAGUGCAAACGUGAUCUUGAUCUGGGCGAUAAUUCUAGCUUCGCCGAUGUAGAGAAACAGAUUAUGUCAACUGCUCGAGGAAAUCUGGGAAAAAGAAAAGCUAUCUUAGAUAAGCCAAGAAUCAUCAACUCACCCAUGACAGAUGGAAGAAGGAUAAGGGGAAGACCCCCUAGUAAGGGCAUAAAUAAAGGGAAAAAGGGGGUCUCCCAGGCUCGAAGAACGAGGACACGCAUUGGAACCAAGCUUGCGAUAUUAUAUGAAAAUGAAUCAGAUACUAAUGCCUGUUCAGAUGAGAACGCUGUUAAAGAGUCUGAAAUGGGAGGAAGAAAUCAUGAAAGCCAUGGAAUGGCAGGCAAACCUUGCCCAGGAAUCCUAGAGGAUGAGAUGGUGGAAGAUUCUGAUAUAUCACAAAGAGGCAGGCAUGUUGGGCAAGAGAUUGCAGAUGAUAUUAAACGUGGAGAAUGCUUUGAUGAAGUUCACAGAAUUGGAUCAGGAGAUGGGAAUAUUGCCCAAUGCAGUGAGAAGCUUGGAAAGCUGGAAAUGAUGGUCGACCCAGUUCAUGCUGUGUUAUUAGACAUGAUACCAAGUUUUGGAAUGAAGAAAGUUGAAAGUACAGUUCCUGUUCCUGAAGCUGAAAUGCCUCCACCGAACAUGAUAUCAAGCCUUGAAACGAAGAAAAUCGAAAGGAUAGAUCCCGUUCUUGAAGUUGAAAAGCCACCUCUAGAUCUCGGUCCAGAGCCUGUAAAGAAACGGAAAGUAAGCUAUAAGGAUGUUGCAGGUGUGCUGCUCAGGGACUGA